AGUCACUUUAAUUUAAUUAGGUUAGUAAUAGGUAACAAAUAAUGACACAGAUGAAUGAUAUAAAUGUAAACAGUGCUGUUGUACCAGCUCCUGUCAUAGACAUGCAAGGUGAUGGGAGAUGGAAUUCUCAGCAUCGAAUAUUUUGUGAGCAGGGUCAAAAUAAAGAUGUGGAUAUCUUAGUAUUAGGUGAUUCCAUGUGCAGAUUAAUGUACAACAGCAGUGCUUGGAGCAAUCUUAAACCAUAUCGCUGCUUAAAUUUUGGCAUUGGUGGAGACAAGACACAAAAUAUUCUGUGGAGAUUGCAAAAUGGAGAACUAGACAGCGUGACUGCAAGAUAUGUUGUGAUAUGGUGUGGAACCAAUAAUGUGGAUAACUCUGCUUCAGAGAUUGCAGAAGGUGUGAAUGCUGUGAUAAAUUACGUUAGACAAAAACUGAAUUGUUUUGUUCUGAUGCUGGGUAUUGCACCAAGAGGGGAGCGGCCAAAUCCUUUACGAAGCAAAAUGGAAGAGGCAAACUCCAUCAUUAAGAGAAACAUACAGGAUAUGUCAAAGGUGUCAUAUUUGGAUGUUGGAAAUCAGUUUCUUGGGGAAAAUGGAAUAUUAUCCAAUUUAGAUUUUUAUGAUUUUUUACACCCAACACCAAUGUGUUAUGAGAAAAUACUUUCUGCAAUCUUAAAACAGAUUGAAGCAUUUGAAUCGUCUUCCUAAUUUGCAAUAUGUUACUUUUAUUCGGUAAUAUUGUAUAUGCAUUUAUCUUAUUCGUAAUCACGUUCCACCACUUACUCUAUGGUGCAUGUUUUUGUUAUGCAAUGCAUGUUUAUAUGUGGUAUGCAGUAGGUGAAGAAUAUACUAAAUAUCCACUGU
Molecule: messenger RNA, 863 nt
Organism: Ciona intestinalis (vase tunicate)
Lineage: Eukaryota; Metazoa; Chordata; Ascidiacea; Phlebobranchia; Cionidae
Product: platelet-activating factor acetylhydrolase IB subunit alpha2-like
Source: RefSeq, a predicted model, not a curated record